GGUUCACAUGACCAUUCGAAAGUCUGAGAAACCGAAGUCCCCUAGGAAAGAGGAUCUGACUGUUCAACCUUGGGUGAAACAUCCUUUACAGAACAGGUGGACCCUCUGGUUUUACAAAAAUGAUAAAAACAAACCCUGGCAGGCAAAUCUUCACCUUGUUACUAAAUUUGACACCGUGGAGGAUUUUUGGGCACUAUACAAUCAUAUUCAACUUGCCAGUAGGCUGAUGUCAGGCUGUGACUACUCUCUCUUUAAGGAUGGUAUUGAACCCAUGUGGGAGGACAGCAGAAAUAAGAAUGGUGGACGAUGGUUGAUUACUUUGUCGAAGCAGCAAAGGAUGUUGGAACUAGAUCGGUUCUGGCUUGAAACAUUGUUGUGCCUUAUUGGAGAAGCUUUUGAUGAACAUAGCAGUGAUGUUUGUGGUGCUGUAAUUAAUAUUCGAGCAAAAGGAGAUAAAAUAGCAAUCUGGACCCGUGACACUGAAAACCAAGAUGCUGUUUUGUAUAUAGGAAAAACCUACAAGGAAAGACUUGGGCUGCCUGUUAAGGUUGUGAUUGGCUAUCAAGCACAUGCAGAUACAGCUACAAAGAGUGGAGUAGGAGUUAACAACAAAUUCAUUGUUUGAAGACUGUUUUGAAUUGUCAACUUAUGACGCUGUAAAAUUGGAUUUGGGGAAUACUUAAAUCGGGUUUGAGCAAAUUCCCCAAAUUAAACUCUUAAAUCCAAGGCAAUCUCUUGCUCAAACAACAGCAAUUGGUUUAUUCAAGGGUAUGAUUGUUAUCAUUUUGAACAAAAUAUGAAAAAUGUAUGCAAGUUUUCCUUUUAAUUGCAGGAUUUUUUUAUUUUUGUUCUUGAGUAUGAUUGAUGUUAGACCAAUCGAAAGAAGCAUUGUACUCUUGGUGAAGAUCCAUCACCUGCAAUCGUUUUGAUCAAGGUGUAGUUGUAUUAGAUCUGUAGUUUUGUCAUUCCUUUAAUACACUGAGGGGAAUUACUUGUUUAUUUUGCAUGUUUUGCUUAUUGUUAAGAAUGAACAAUUAUAGGUGAAUUUCAAUCAUUUAAUGUAGUAUUUAAAUUUGACUUUUUCAAAGAUGUGAAAUGAACAUUGAAAUAAAG
Molecule: messenger RNA, 1113 nt
Organism: Leucoraja erinaceus (little skate)
Lineage: Eukaryota; Metazoa; Chordata; Chondrichthyes; Rajiformes; Rajidae
Product: eukaryotic translation initiation factor 4E-1A-like
Exons: 6
Coding region: 8-625 (205 amino acids)
Biological process (GO): translational initiation
Cellular component (GO): eukaryotic translation initiation factor 4F complex; cytoplasm
Molecular function (GO): RNA 7-methylguanosine cap binding; translation initiation factor activity
Source: RefSeq, a predicted model, not a curated record